UUUCCGCCGGGGCAGCCGUAAAGGUGCAGGUGGGCUCCUGAGCUGGAGCAGCGGCCGCUCGGCGCGGAGGCUGCCCGGGCGCGUCCCUGGUGCGGUGGCGAGAGGCACCAGCUCCGUUCGGCUCACCUGCCCCGGGCGAGCCGCUGCGGGGCCGGCGGAGCCAUGCCCGGCGUGCUGCCCCGGGCGCUGCCCGCCUCCCUCGGGCGGGGCUGCCCGGGCCGCUGGCUGCUCGCCACUCGCGGGUGGGCGCUCCUGGGCGCCGCCGCCGCGCCCCGCUGCUGCCCGCGGUGGCGGCCCUGGCCCCCGCUGCUGCUCAGAGCUCGGAGCUUCGGGACGCAGGCGGGAGGGCUGAAAGCUGCAAAACCUGGCCGGGAGAGCAAAGAUGUGUCCGUGCAAAGGGCGCUGAACGAGGAAACGCUGGUGUCGGCGGCUCAGAAAGUGAAAGAAGCUGGAAGAGACUUUACCUAUUUUAUUGUGGUGCUUGUUGGAAUUGGUGUUACAGGUGGUUUGUUCUAUGUGAUUUUUAAAGAGCUAUUCUCUUCUUCUAGUCCAAAUAAGAUCUAUGGAGAUGCCUUGGAGAAGUGCAGAUCUCAUCCUGAGAUAAUUGGUGUUUUUGGUGACUCUAUUAAAGGCUACGGAGAGGCAACAAGAAGAGGAAGACGACAGCAUGUCAGUCACAUUGAAUACGUAAAGGACGGACUGAAACAUAUGCGUUUGAAGUUCUAUAUUGAGGGCACUGAAUCAGGGAAACAGGGAACAGUCCAUGUGGAAGUCAAAGAGAAUCUUGAAACAGGAAGAUUCGAGGUCCGCUACAUAUUUGUGGAUGUUGAGACCUAUCCAAGAAGAACCAUUGUCAUAGAGGACAACAGAUAGCCAACGAUCAAAGCUGCUGCCUUAUCUCACAUUGGAAAAUGUCGUUGUAGCCAGUCUACAUCUGGAUUGUGUGGUGCUGCCAAUUGUGUCUCACAGCUGUGUUAAGGGAAAUAGCCUCUCAGAGCCUCCACUAAAGACUUUUGAUAAUAACAGAUAUGUGAUUUAAAGUGAAACAAAUCAAAUAUAGCACAAGUAUCAUGGCAGAUAUUCUUGACAUAGGAAAAUAAUGCCUCCUAAUAAACAGUUUAAUGCUGGGUAAUGCUUCUGCACACCCAAAACCCGAGUUUUCCAAAGUUUCAGCUUUGGAUGGGGAGUUUUUUUUUUGUCUUCCUUGGCUUGGAUUUCCCACUUCGACUGCAAUAAAGAGAGGGGUAGUUUAACUGUA
Messenger RNA from Lonchura striata (white-rumped munia), 1258 nucleotides. It is a transcript of the gene TIMM21, whose product is annotated as translocase of inner mitochondrial membrane 21. The record is from RefSeq and is a predicted model, not a curated record. Gene Ontology annotation, biological process: protein import into mitochondrial matrix. Gene Ontology annotation, cellular component: TIM23 mitochondrial import inner membrane translocase complex. Lineage: Eukaryota; Metazoa; Chordata; Aves; Passeriformes; Estrildidae.